AUGAUUGUAGAUAAAGAUCUCACAUCAUUCAGAAGAUGGAAAGAACUAAACCCAAAGUUGAUUGAAGCUGCUGCGAAGAAUGAGAAACUCGAGAAAAGUGCCGCCUAUUUGUCUGUGACCUGGAAACUCAUUUUGCCUAUCUAUAAUAUUGAAGAAUACUCUCAGCCCGUGAAAGAAGUUCCCUUGGAAACAAUCGAAUACAUUCAAAACUAUCUUGCCAAAGCUCACAAAAGCCUGGGUGGACUUGCUCAAGGAAAUGAUUCCAAACGAUUCCAUUUCAUUUCACCUAUUCUUAUUUGUGUUGUAUUUUUGUUUGGUCCAAAUGAUCCGGUUGAAAUCGUCAUCGAGGAAGAUUUAACUGGUGUAAAUGUCAAAGCUAAUGGGCAUUUUGAAUUCAUGCUUAAAAGAAUAUGUAUUGUCCAAGCAAAGAAGGAUGAUAUGGAGCAGGGAAUGGCACAGGAUUUAGUUGGAAUGGAGGUUGCGUCUGAUUUGAAUGGGUUGGAUACUGUUUACGGGAUAGUCACAAAUUAUGUUGAAUGGAUUUUCUUGAAAAACCACAACGAUAGAGUUGAAAAGGAUGAUGUUCUGCAACGUGAGCAUGGAAUCUCUACUGUUGAAUCAUUGAAGAGAAUUGCUGGGAAGAUUUAUGCUUUGCUUUCGGACGACUGA
Batrachochytrium dendrobatidis JAM81 is the source of this 669-nucleotide messenger RNA. RefSeq lists its product as uncharacterized. Bases 1 to 669 code for a protein of 222 amino acids. NCBI's taxonomy places the organism in Eukaryota, Fungi, Chytridiomycota, Chytridiomycetes, Rhizophydiales. The transcript has 2 exons. The record is from RefSeq and is a predicted model, not a curated record.